ACCCUGGGAAGAUCCAUGGAGCAAGACACCAGAGCACCUCUGCCCACCCAGGACAUUGCCUGGGCUACAGUCUCUGUCCCAGUCGCCGGGCUCCAGGGUCCCCAGGGAGACUCCCACCAGGCCUGCUCUCAGGAGCCUCAAAGCCCUUCCAGUGCCGAGGCACCUUACUGCGACCUGCCCCGCUGCCCAUCAGCCCCGCAGGACCCACUCUGCACCACCACUACCUGUGCUGGCCAGUCUGCGGAAGGCCUUGGCCUCAGGCAGGGGCCUCAGAGGGGCCGUUCCCCAACAGCAGCUCCCCCUGCAGCUGGCCCUGCAGCUGCCCCAGGGAACAGAUCCCAGGACCCUGAGGCGGUACCCUAUUUGGAGGGCCUGGCCUGUGGUAGCUGUGACGACAAGGAGGGCCCCAGCUCUGAAACCAGCUCCAGCCACAACAGCAAUACCCCUCAUGAUACCAGCGAUUCCUCUUCUGUGGAUUGGGACACCAUUGAGAGGCCAGAGGUGGUCCCCAACGGGGACAGACUCACCGCGAUGAUCCCGAGGAAGCCUCAGGAGACGCUAAGAGCUGACAGUGCUCGAAAGGUCACCAGGUCCCCAGUCAGAGGAGAUACAGCAGGCCAGAAAAAGGAGGAUUGUGGCAGUGGUGGACAGGGCACUGGCCAGCACUGGGCAAAGCUGCGGGCAGAAAGUGGCUACUUCUCCUUAGAGCGACAUCGCUCAGGGCAAACCCAGGCUUCCACUGGAACACCACCAAGUGUACCUCGGACCACCACCCAGGCUUCUUCUGCUCAAAGGGAUGUUUUCCAGGCCACUUCUGCACAGGAAACCCCCCAAGCCUCCUCUCUGUCCCAAAACACCCAAAAGGACAUCCCCAGGACCUUAGCCACCCAGCGGAGUACCCCUAGAACUUCCUCUCCUUCAAGAGUCUCCCAGUGGGACACUUCUAGAACCAAGUCCACUCAGCGAAACAGCACUCCAUUUUCCUCUCCUGUCAGAGCCACACCAGAGACCCUCAAAACAUCUAUGCCACAAGACGGCCCCCAUGUUACAUCACCUUCAUGUGCCCAAGACUGUUCUCUGAACAGAACCACCCAGCGGGACAACCCCAGGACUCCCUGUGCCCAAAGGGACAACCCCAGGACCUCCUCUCCCAACAGAACCACCCAGCGGGACAACCCCAGGACUCCCUGUGCCCAAAGGGACAACCCCAGGACCUCCUCUCCCAACAGAACCACCCAGCGGGACAACCCCAGGACUCCCUGUGCCCAAAGGGACAAUCCCAGGACCUCCUCUCCCAACAGAACCACCCAAACCACCCAGCGGGACAACCCCAGGACUCCCUGUGCCCAAAGGGACAACCCCAGGACCUCCUCUCCCAACAGAACCACCCAGCGGGACAACCCCAGGACUCCCUGUGCCCAAAGGGACAACCCCAGGACCUCCUCUCCCAACAGAACCACCCAUCGGGACAACCCCAGGACUCCCUGUGCCCAGAGGGACAAUCCCAGGACUUCCUGCAUACCUCCGAACACCCCAAGGACCCCUUCUACCCAAGGAGACAAGACUACAGCCUCCUGCAGCAAGUGGGAACAUCUCCGAAGCGCCUGCACCCAACGAGACAACCCCAGGACCUCCUCUCAAGGCUGCACCCAAAAGGACAACCCAGGACCAUCAUCUCCCCGCCGUGCCACUCAGGGGAGUGGUUCCAGGAACCCUUCUCCCCACCGUACCAACAAAGAUAUCCCUUGGGCUUCCUUUCCCCUUCGGCCAACCCAGAGCGAUGGUCCCCGGACCUCAUCUCCAUCCCGCACCAAACAAAACCAGGUGCCUUGGGCAUCCAUUUCUCUCCGGCCAACCCAAGGGGACAGGCCUCAGACCUCAGCUCCUACCAAGCCAGCCCAAAAUGACCCUCCCCAGAACUAUUGGCCAUCCCUGGCCACCUCCUCCUCCUCCCACAACCCGGGCCAUCUCAGUGUCUCUAGGACUUCAUCACCUCUGAACCCAGCACCACGGGGGGCUCCUCAGACCUCUUCAGAGUCCUCUCAGCCACCAUGUGCAGUGUGCAUUGGGCACCGGGAUGCACCUCGCGCCUCCUCACCCCCUCGCUAUUUUCAGUAUGACCCUUUCCCGUUUUUCCCAGAUCCCCGCUCAUCUGAGAGUGAAUCACCCCACCACGAACCCCCGUACAUGCCACCUGCGGUGUGUAUUGGGCACCGUGAUGCCCCCUGGGCCUCUUCACCACCUCGUCACACCCAGUUUGACCCCUUCCCCUUCCUCCCAGACAUAUCAGAUGCUGAGAAUGAGUCCCCCCAGCACGAUCCCCCACAAUUUCCCCCACCAGUGUGCAUUGGGUACCGCGAUGCCCCCCGGGCCUCUUCCCCACCACGCCAGUUCCCAGAGCCCUCCUUCUUCCAGGAUCUCCCCAGGGCCAGCACAGAGAGCCUUGUCCCUUCCACAGACUCUAUGCACGAGCCUCCCCACAUCCCCACUCCUGUCUGUAUUGGGCACAGAGACGCUCCCUCCUUCUCUUCCCCACCACGCCAGGCUCCUGAGCCUUCCCUCUUUUUUCAGGAUCCUCCUGGGACCAGUAUGGAGAGUCUUGUCCCUUCCCUUGACUCCCUGCAUGGCUCCCAACUGCUGCCCUCCCAAGUAUGCAUCGGCCAUCGGGAUGCACCAAGAGCAUCCUCUCCUCCCCGCCACCCACCCAGUGACUUAGGUCUCCUGGCACCCUCACCUCCACCAGGUAGCUCAGGCUCCCGGGGCUCAGUAGGCCCCGGGGAGACGAGACACAACUUGGAAAGGGAGGAGUACACCGUGCUGGCUGACCUGCCCCCCCCCAGGAGGCUGGCUCAGAGGGGGCCAGAGCCCCAGGCACAGGGCAGCACCGAGGGCCGAACCCGCAGCCCUGGCCGUGCAGAGGUGGAGCGCCUGUUCGGGCAAGAGCGCAGGAAGUCGGAGGCACCGGGGGCCUUCCAGGCUCGGGAUGAGGGACGGUCACAACGGCCCAGCCAAGGUCAGAGCCAACUUCGAAGACAGUCCAGCCCUGCCCCCAGCAGGCAGGUGACCAAGCCCUCUGCCAAGCAGGCAGAGCCAGCCCGGCGGAGCCGAACAGAUUCCCCACACUCCAAGAGUCCCGAGAAACGGCCUGAGGGAGACCCGUGCCUCCAGAGGACCCCACCACCUGUCAGGACAUCAGCCAGGCCCCCUGACAGGAAGGCUCAGAUAGAGAGGCAUCGGGACAGUGGUUGCACUGGCCUGAGGCAGCCUCUGGGAGGGUGGCAGAGUCAGGAGGAGCUGUCAGGAUCCCUAAGUCCUAACGGACACCAGGAGAAGAGCUGGGGCAGAGAGGAGGAGGGCCCAGGCCUGGGGAGCUGGCCAGAACUCGGGGGUCCCAGCCUGGAGGGGAUAUGGAGGGGCCCUCCCCAGGAGCACAGGGAAAGGUGGGGACAGUCAGAGGCCUGGGAAGAACUCCCCAGUAAUGGGAUACAAGGGGGGACCCCAAGGGGCCAAGGUAGCCUUCAGGAGUUGUCCAGGUCCCACCAGCCUACGAUUCCCCAAGACAGCUCCUGGGCAGGCCCAGCAGAAUGCUCGUGUGCCUGGCAGCGUGAAGCCACCACUGCCAUGGGCUGGAGGGCUGAGGGAACACCCCAACAUCAGCAUAGACCCGAAAGGCCACCUGACUUGGACUGGAGGGACCUGCUAGGCCUUCUCCGAACACCUGAGGAUGGGGCCUGGACCCGGCUCCCAAGGCUGGACUGGGAAGGCCUUCUGGAGCUCCUGCAGGCUAGACUGCCCCAAAGGGACUCAGCUGGGCAUUGGCGUGACCCAGCCAAGGCUUCAGGACCAGAGCCGGGUUUCCCAGGCACAGAGGACACCCUGAAGACAGAGUCACAGACCCAUGCUGAAAGAUGGGCCAAGGCUACUCUAGCCAAUGGACACAGCCCUGGGCAGCAGUCCGAGAGCCCAGCCCAGCCACCCGGCCCUGCCUGUACCUCCACCCAGUGGCCAACAACCAGAGUGACAAGUGGACCAGACACUUCAGCCUUGGCUGCUCUGGAACAGACAGGUCGCCUAGAGAGCCACAGCCCACCAGACCUGGCGGUCCAGCCAGAAGAACUGGAGGCGUCAGAACCAAGCCGAGGUGAAGACUCACCGGCUGACCGGAAGCAGGCUGACUCGGCAGACAAGAGCCCAGCAGAGGGCAAGGCUGGGAGCCCACUCAAGGGCCGACUGGUGACUUCAUGGCGGAUGCCCGGGGACCGACCCGCGCUGUUCAAUCCGUACCUGCUGUCUCUGGGGGUCCUCAGGUGGCAAAGGCCCGAUCUGCUCAACUUCAAGAAGGGAUGGAUGUCCAUCUUGGAUGAGCCUGGAGAGUGGAAAAAGCAUUGGUUUGUGCUGACGGAUUCAAGCCUCAAAUAUUACAGAGACUCCACGGCCGAGGAGGCAGACGAGCUGGAUGGGGAGAUUGACCUGCGCUCCUGCACCGACGUCACAGAGUAUGCCGUCCAGCGCAACUACGGCUUCCAGAUCCACACCAAGGAUGCUGUUUAUACCUUGUCGGCCAUGACCUCCGGCAUACGGCGGAACUGGAUCGAGGCUCUCAGGAAGACUGUGCGUCCAACUUCAGGCCCAGAUGUCACCAAGCUCUCAGAAUGCAAUAAGGAAAACACACCACAUGGCUAUGGUACCCAGAAGGGCUCCCUGAAGAUAGGGGAGCAGCGGACAGUCUCUGAGGUUAUCGGCCGCGGUGGUCCUCGAAAGGUGGAUGGACCACGGCAGUCAGUGGACUACGUGGAGCUCUCUCCGUUAACACCAAGCUCCCCGCAGCGCAUGCGCACUGUGUCCCGCUCCACUCCUGAUCGCCCAACCAAACAGGAGGAUCUGGAGAGGGAUCUGGCACAACGCUCUGAGGAAAGACGGAAGUGGUUCGAGUCCACGGACAGCAGGACCCCAGAGACACCCAGUGGUGAUGGUCCUCUAAGGGGCCUGGGUGCCCCUCUAACUGAUGACCAGCAGAGCCGGCUCAGUGAGGAGAUUGAAAAGAAGUGGCAGGAAUUGGAAAAGCUGCCGGUGAGGGAGAACAAGCGAGUGCCACUCACUGCCCUGCUCAACCAAGGCCACAGUGAACGUCGUGGCCCCUCAAAUGACAGCCAUGAGGCCCUGGAGAAGGAGGUUCAGUCUCUCCGUGCCCAGCUGGAGGCAUGGCGUCUCCGAGGGGAAGCUCCUCAGAACGCUCCCAGACCCCAGGAGGACAGCCGAAUCCCCCCAGGCUACAUCUCACAGGAAGCCUGUGAACGCAGCCUGGCAGAGAUGGAGUCCUCACACCAGCAGGUGAUGGAGCAGCUACAGAGGCACCAUGAACGAGAGCUGCAGCGGCUGCAACAGGAGAAGGAGUGGCUACUGGCAGAGGAGACAGCAGCCACGGCCUCGGCCAUUGAAGCCAUGAAGAAGGCGUAUCAAGAAGAGCUGAGCCGGGAGCUGAGCAAAACACGGAGUCUCCAGCAGGGCCCAGAUGGCCUUCGGAAGCAGCACCAGUUGGACAUGGAGGCCCUGAAACAGGAGCUGCAGGUGCUGUCUGAGAGGUAUUCGCAGAAGUGCCUGGAGAUCGGCGCCCUGACAAAGCAGGCAGAAGAGCGAGAGCACACCCUGAGGUGCUGCCAGCAGGAGGGCCAGGAGCUGCUGCGCCACAACCAGGAGCUGCACUCCCACCUCUCCGAGGAGAUCGACCGUCUGCGCCGCUUCAUCGCCUCUCAGGGCACAGGCAACAGCUGUGGGCACAGCAAUGAGAGGAGCUCCUGUGAGCUGGAGGUGCUGCUGCGGGUGAAGGAGAAUGAACUCCAGUACCUGAAGAAGGAGGUGCAGUGCCUCCGGGAUGAGCUCCAGGUGAUGCAGAAGGACAAGCGCUUCACGGGAAAAUACCAGGACGUGUAUGUGGAGCUGAACCACAUCAAGACGCGGUCGGAGCGUGAGAUCGAGCAGCUGAAGGAGCAUCUGCGCCUGGCCAUGGCCGCCCUGCAGGAGAAGGAGGCCGUGAGGAACAGCUUGGCUGAGUAGAGGUCCCUGCGGUUCCGCUCAGCCGAGGACCCUCCAGCCCCAGCGGACCAGCCACCCCUCUUCUCUGACAGAAGUCAGAAGCCAAGCUUUCUCCCCAUCCUGGAUCACAUGUGCACUCACACUUGACACAUACACAGAUACACACACAUAUAUAUACACACACACACAGACAUGCACACAUGCACAUACAUGUACGCACACACACACAUGCACAGACACACACUGCGGAUCUGAGCUCAUCCCUCGCACUGGGUCUUACCUUGCACCUUCUUCAGGAUUUUAUAUGUGAAGAGAUUUUUAUAUAGAUUUUUUUUUUUUUUUUUUUUUCU
Messenger RNA from Acomys russatus (golden spiny mouse), 6383 nucleotides. It is a transcript of the gene Triobp, whose product is annotated as TRIO and F-actin binding protein. Lineage: Eukaryota; Metazoa; Chordata; Mammalia; Rodentia; Muridae. Gene Ontology annotation, cellular component: actin cytoskeleton. Gene Ontology annotation, biological process: actin filament organization; positive regulation of substrate adhesion-dependent cell spreading. The record is from RefSeq and is a predicted model, not a curated record. Gene Ontology annotation, molecular function: actin filament binding.